CGCCUCCGUCUACAUUGAGUUUCACUCUCGACUCUUUUUAUUGUUUGUUGCUCGCUUCGUUCUGCUUCCGAUCGGCGGUUGUAGGCCAGAUCGUCGAACAGACUGCUAUCGCGACACUUGGCCGGCGCUAAACGAUAAGACUUUGAAUUUUAAAGAAAGAAUAAAACGCUUUUGUAGGCGAGCGAUAACGAAAAUAAAAGGCAGAGAUGACGACAAUCGCAGCACCGUGACCCAGAUUCGCGCCUUAUUACACAAGUGACGAAUAAACACACUAAAGAGAGAGAGAGAGAGAGAGAGAGAAAGAGAGGGAGCACGGAAUUAUUCAAAUUUGCCCGCUCGCGCGCAACUGCGGCCGAGAAGCUUAGAUAACAAGCACAUGAUCGUUGCGAAUGAAAUUGGUAUCAUCGGUGAUCUUAUAGGCUGCGAGAUGGGCGAUGGACAGUGACAGAGACUUUUUUGCGAUCGGUAACCCGUUAAGACAUUUUUCGAAUCGAGUCAUGCAUCUGCAACAACUAUCCGGUGAAUCAUGGAGAGAGAAGACAAUAACAGUCGGAUGCAAACGGCUGAAUAAAUAGCGUAUCAAGGGCAAUCGAAUGAUGCAGUUAGUUGUUCGCGCCCGCUCGGCCCGCUGCGGUGCCAUUACACUCGACCGCAACAGCUGAAUACCUCGGCUACAGCCAUGACGCCGACUGAGCUUCGCGGAAGACAAUUCAAUCAGGGACGCUCCCAAGCUGCUCCAAAAUAAUAUCCGGAGUUUGGAAUUACACCUGAGCUUGGCGCGUGAGAAUCGAAAGCGAGAGAGAGAGAGAGAGAGAGAGAGAGAGAGGAUAAGAGCUGCAUCAGAGAAAAGGAGAAAAAGGAGAAAAGGACGAGUCGAAGCAUGCCGUGGAUAAAGUGUUUGGGCGGCGGAGGCGGCAAGACUCGGCGAGGCAAGCCACUCAGCGUCAGUCAGCCGAUUCAUCUGCUUGUGAAGAGCGACUUUGAACCACAAUGUCACGUUUUCCGUACAAAACGACUGCGCAAGCCCCGACCGUGUCAGCUCUGUCAUCAGGCGGUGAUAAAGCAGGCAUCCAGUUGUCGAGUGUGCAAAUACAUCUGCCACAAGGCGUGCGAAGAUAAGGCCGCGAGGUUCAGAGACACUUCGCAGCAGAUCCACAAGCAAUGGCAGGCGGACCCGGCGCGCGCCUUCCCGACCGUCGGCAACGUCAGCAGCGGCAGCCUCGGCGCGCAGACGCAGCAACAGCAGCUCAAGCCAGCGGCCGCCAACGGCAACGGCGCGGCGUUGACAGCUGACGCCGUGUCGUCCACGCCGAACUCCACGCCGAGCCCCAGUCCCAGCCCCGAUAACAGUCGGAGUCUCACGCUCAAUGGUAGCCACGAUACGCAGCCAAAGAAUGCCAAUAGCCUGGCGAGAAGCAAGCAGCAGGUGAGCAAAAUUCACAGUCCGGUGCACACGCCGACGUCGAGGUCGCAGCGAACGCCAGGAGUCGGCGCGGACGCACCGUCGCACACGCCCUCGAAAUGCAGCGGCAGCAGUGUGAACGGCGGCGCGGGAGGUGGCCGCGGUGGCCGCGUGAGCGAGGUGAUGGAGCUGUGUUACGUUACCGAGAGGAUAAUAGCCCUCUGGUACAGGGAAGACGCACGCGGGGUCCUCGAGCACGCGACGUCUCUGCUGCGCGGCAAGCACGCCGAUAAUUACAUGAUGUUCAACCUGUCGUCGGCGGGACGGCCGCACGAGAGCAACAUCCGGGAGGUGGGCUGGCCGCAGGGACUGGCGCCCAGUCUCGAGAGGCUGUGCGCCCUUUGCAAGGAGCUGGACUCCUGGCUGAACGCGGCCUCCAACCGCGUGGUCGUUCUUCACGCGAGAGGAGGCAAGGAACGCCUGGGCGUAGCCGUAUCCGCAUACAUGAACUACAGCAGCAUCUGCGGGGGCCGCGACCAGGCGCUCGACAGGUUCGCCAUGCGCCGCUUUCUCGACGACAAAAUCGGCCCACUUGGCGUCCCCUCCCACAGAAGGUACAUCGAGUACUUCAGCGGUCUGCUGGCGGGCUCGCUGCGCAUCAGCCCGUCGCCUCUCUACCUGACGCACCUCACGGUCCUGGGUGUGCCGCUGUUCGAGCCCACUGGCUGCCGAGCCUUCUUCAAGGUCUACGAAGGCCUCACGCCAGUCUUCACCUCGGACCUCUACUCGGUGACCAACGCACGCGAGUUCACCGUCAACCUGGGUGGACUGAGGCUCCGGGGCGACAUACUGGUCAAGUGCUACCACAGGAUCUACUCGAAUCAGGGCCGCGAGGUCAUUUUCUCGCUGCAGUUUCACACGUGCGUGAUCACGGAGAACGUCGUCUCGUUUCCCCGCUCGGAACUGGACGUGGCAUGCGAGGACCCGAGGUGUCCGCCCGACAGCGUGGUCACCCUCUACUUCGCCAACGACGCGCGCCGCCUGGACGGGCCCGUGCCGGCGCCCACCCCUGCGGUGCCGCACGCCUCUGCCCACCACGACCCCAUCCUCCACUGGGACAGCUACACCAACCUCGAGCUCAGCGACGACGAAGGCCGUGAAACGCCCUUGUCGCCACCACCAGCCUCGAGCUCGUCGGCGCAGACGUCACCCAGGGGACUGGGCUACACCUGUGGGCCAAUCGAUGGCUCGCUUUACGCCGUGGUCCAGCAAACCGGUAGCUCCGGCAACCGGGAUGCAGCAGCAGCUCGCAACUCACCGCUGACUGUGUCUAUGGACAGUGGCAUCAGCAGCGCACCGCCGCAGAGAUCCAGUCCUCCGGACCCGCAGGAAGCCGAGAACCAGCUGCAUGGAGACCUCGACAAGCUUCUGCAGGAUAUGAUGCUCACUGUUGAGUCCAUGCCAGAUCCGCCGAGCGAAGAGUACAAUCGAACGACUAGAAGUGGCUCCGCGAAACUGUGCGUAGUGGAGCAGCCGCGCAGCUACAGCACCCAGCCGAGCAGCCCAUCGACCUACUCGACCCUCAAAGACUCUUACCGCAGCUACAACAGCAGCAGCAGCGGCAGCGCGAGCAGCAGCACCGUCAAGGAGUCCUCGCCGCCCUACAAUUCCAGUAGCAACUACAGCACGCUCAAGAUGCGACCCUCCUAUGACGCCGUCGACUACGAGCGAAAAGCCGCCAGUGCCGCCACCACCGCCGACUCGUUCUCGCCCCCGGGCAACAUCGACUACAUCGACGAGGACAUACCCUACCACGCGCGACAGACCAGCCAGCCGUUCUCUUACGGAGCCACCAACGAGAUGAUCAAGCACCAAAAGCUCUCCUCGCCGUCGCUGGUCAGGAAGGCCACGGCCACCAGGCAGACCAGGCCCGGCGCCGCGCCAGUCGUCGAUCUUGACGACAUUCUCGGGGAGAGCAGCGGCGCCAGUGCCAGCGGCAGGAGACCCAUCAGCCCGAUGCAGAGCAACACACCCGACCCGCCGCCCGAGUUUGCCAACGGAUCGCCGGGCGUCAAGUCGCCCAGUCCGGAAGCUGCCGAUGGAAUGUCCUGGCUGAAGCAGCAGCAAAUGAAGCUGGCGGCGAGACGAGACGAGCGCAGCCCGGCCAAACUCUGGCGCCAGGAGAACGGUAACCGGAUGAUCGGCGAGCUGCGCAACGUGCAGCGCUCGCGGCUCCGCCACGACGGAUACGCCAGCGACUCGGCUGUCCUCGACGACGACGACGACGUAUGGACGGUCAACUCCAUAUCGGCUCGAUCCAACAACACCUCGGCGCCGGCCAGCCCCCUCUUGCCGCAGCGCUCGAUCAGCCGGAAAUUGAACGGAAGCGUCGUCGGCGCUGCGGGCUUCGGCCAGGCCAUCAGGCCGCGAGCCGAGAGUGUCAACGAGCGAUCCUACGGGCCUAAACGCGCCUACGAGUUCCGCAAGUACAGCGACAGCCACAAUCCGCCGCUGCACAAGCACGCGAAUGGCAACGUCAACGUCAACGGCAACUGCAAUGGCGACGGCAACGACAGCGCCAGCGGCAUCGCCAGCCCGCCGAUUCCGCCGCGACCAGAGUCGCGGAGCGACAGCUUUGCGCGCACAGAGUCGUUCUUGCGCGAGCACGGUCGACUGCUCGGCAGCAGCCUGAGUAACCACAGCAACGGCACCGCCAAUGGAAACGGCAACCACGUGGCCUUCGACCUGGACAGCGUCACCUCGUCGUCGCGCUACCCCUCCAGGCCGGAGUCGCGAAAUCAGUACCACGUCGGCGCGGCCAACGGAUACAAAAAGGACCAGGGCCUGCUCUCGAUGCUCGACCAGCAGCAGUCCGAGCAGCACCGAUACCACCACCAGCAGCAGCAACAGCACCAACUGCAGAAGAGCGCCAACGACUCGGCCGAUCCUCUCGUGAGCCUCAUUCAGUCGCUGGCCGAGAUCAGGCCGCUUUCGGAAUCGCUCGUAGCACCGGCUCACGCCGGCAUUACUAGCACUACUAACGGCUCGCAUCAGCAACCGUCGGCCGGCUAUCUUACGGCCGGCAACUGCUCCAUUAACACCUACACCAUCCCUAACCACUCGUCAAAAGCAUGGCAGAGUUGCACUACACAGUCGCACAAUGACUCGCCGUCAUCGUGGACCGAGAGGAGCGUCAGUCCAGGAAGCACACAAGGCGUGGUCGGAGGCAGUGCGUCGAGACCGCAGACACCUGCGUUCCCCGUGCACCCACGUACCCCCUACGUGAACAACGCCUCGCCCAGCGUCACCUUUGCCUCGGAUCGCAUCUCGCAUCAGCAGCAGCUCGCUACUUCCAACAAUCUCAAUCACAAUCACGCGGUUGCUCUCAGCUACGCAAACAACAACAACAACUUCAGCGAGAACAACAACAAUUAUGCUGUUGACAGGGCGAUCUUUAUUGAAGAGCGCAGAGACGUCAGAGAGACGGGGCUUCCACCCAAGAGUCCUACAACGCAGCGACGGUUGAGUUUUCCGGAUAGUGGCUCGGUAAUCGAACCGCGUAACAAGCGAUGGCUACUCACUAAGCAAUCGGCGUCAUUCGACUAUAGCAAGGACCGGCCUGUCUCUCCACUGGACGGACUGAUAAGUCACAACUCGUAUGGCCGAGGUCCUGGCACUCCUACUCAUGCCGACUAUGGACAGACUCCAAAGAGCGCGGUAUCUUACACCUCUAUAAGCAGCGCUGGUGGACACUCGUCCUCGCAACUUCAGUAUUACGGAUCCCGCAGAUCGAGUGUCCAUUCAAACACGGAGCCACAUGAAGUAGCCGAUGCAAACGUCAAGUUCGUCCGCGAUACCAGUAAAAUCUGGUACAAGCCCAACAUCUCUCGCGAACAAGCCAUCGCGAUGCUGCGCAACGCGCCGCCAGGAAUGUUCGUCGUGCGCGACAGCAACUCCUUCCCAGGAGCCUUCGGCUUGGCCCUGAAAGUGGCGACGCCGCCGCCGGGAGUGCCGAGCAGCCCGAAGGAUCCGUCGAACGAGCUGGUGAGACACUUCUUGAUCGAGCCCACCUCGAGGGGCGUGCGGCUGAAGGGCUGCGCCAACGAGCCCGUGUUCAGCUCGCUGUCCGCCCUCGUCUACCAGCACAGUCUGAUGGCCAUGGCGCUGCCGUGUCAGCUGCUGCUUCCCGAAGCGGAGGCCGCCGCUCGCGUCAUCGAGUCACAGGCCGGCAGCAGUCCUCAGCAGCUGCUGGCCCAAGGAGCCGCCUGCAACGUGCUCUACUUGUUCACCAUGGACACCGAGUCGCUGACCGGCCCGCAAGCCAUCAAGAAGACCAUCACGGCGCUGUUCGAGCAGACGCCCAGGCUCAGCGCGACCAUCGUGCACUUCAAGGUGUCCACCCAGGGCAUCACGCUCACGGACAACACGCGCAAGCUGUUCUUCCGCCGACACUACCCCACCAACAACAUCAGCUACUGCGGCCUGGACACCGAGGAGCGCACCUGGGAUUUCCGCGCCGAGAACGGACGAGCCCUCAGCGAGCACCGCUGCUUUGGAUUUGUCGCGCGCAAGCCGGCCCACAAAUCGGACAACCAGUGCCACAUAUUCGCGGAGCUCGAGCCCGAGCAGCCAGCCACGGCGAUCGUCAACUUCGUCAACAAGGUCAUGAUGAGCAGCGCCCACGUCAAGGCCAACAUCGUCUGAGAGUGGCGAUAACGGCGAUUUUUUAAGGCCUGCUCACUCUGACACGUGCUCGACCCUCGUCCUUCCCGCCCUCCGCCCUCGCCGAAAACGCAUUUCGGAGCAGUAGUCUGGCGCUGGUUCGCACUCGGCUCACGAGUAACCUAAUUAUCCGGACUUCCAGCGUCUCGCUGAUCUUCCUACAAUUUCGAACGAACCUUUACAAUGCGCUCGCUAAACAAGACUUACCAUGAAAAUUACACCCUACGUGUUCCGCAUUACCUCCACGUAAAGAGUAACAGUAGUCUAUGAAAAUGAAAAAAAAUCGUCGUUGUCAGUUGUCCACCAACACUGAAGGUGUACUGAGACUGCGCAUAAAGUAUAACUAUCACGACAACUCUGCAUGCGCUCGUGUACCGUUGUUCGAUAGUCGCGAGGUGUAUCGCCAUCAUUCUAACGAACCUUAUGUUGGCAGUUGCAAGUAGUCAUUAUGUAUACCCGUAAUGAUUAAUAAUGUAGAGUAACGUACGUCCUAUCGUACUGUUUUGUUAGGGUAGCUGUAAUAUCUAUGGGAGGAGCUGAACAGAAAAGCAAUAUUGAAAACUGUAUAUAACACACGAGCCUUAUGUAAGAAAGGUAGCGGUAAUGUGACUGAGAAAAAUAGAGACGCCAGCGUUGAUUCAAUUGAACAGCCAUAAUAAAAAAGUAAGUUAUUGUAGGGACAACAAGUCGAACCAUUAGUUUCACAGGUUCUUUAUGGUACGAUUUUGUGAAAUAGUGGUGAAACGCUUGCUUUUAACUUUAUUUGUAAAAUAUUUAGAGGAAUCGAUAGAGUUAAUAUAUAAUGUGACGAUCUUGUAAAAUAAACAAUUUAAGUUGUGCCUUAUAAAUAAUAUAUUUACAUUGUAGACAAUGAAUAGAAAACCUUGUGUAAUUUAUGACGUUAUAAUUUUCAAAUCCGAUUCUUAGUCAUAAACUGAGAUGAUCUAGUGCUAUAAUCUACCAGAUUCAAAUUUAAACGAUUACUUGAAGUAUUCUCAUUAGCAAUCUGUUUUCUUGACAAAUCGAGCGGGAAGCACACGAAUCGACACCGUUGUGUCAAUAACGAUGAGCCACUUGCAAGCUUGUACCCGUGGCGAGACUAUCAUGAUAUUUUCUCGGGUUCUUAGGACUGCUCGAGAGAAAGAGAACUAUAGUAUCACAAGUAUCUCUAGAUAAUACCACUAGACUCUUGCCAUUGUUAGUACUCUAUCCUGUUAGAGUUGACGUAGCAUUAUUGACAUCCCCGUUUCGAUUGCCACGGUUCACGGUUUCGGGACAAAGGAAGACAAGAAACACACGAAUCUCAUUCUCAGUCUAAAACUUUGAAAAAUAUUAUCAACAGUCAAUUAAAGGAUAAAUUGUAGGUACGACAAUAUUUUCGACGCGUUUGCAUAGAAAACGCGCGCUUCCUCGUUUAUUUAUUUUUUUAUUGCUUUUGUGAAAUCAUCGUUGCCAUCAUUAUUCAUUGAUUUAGGGAUGGACGAAAAUUGUUUUGCGAUACUAUAUGCGCACUAGUCAAAAUUCAAGCAAUAAUAACGUCCGGUCACUUUUACUUGUAUAUGUAUCUCAACUGUAACAUAUUAGUGCUUUACGUGAAUAAUAUAUGUAUAUUUUUAUAGUUUUACGACGUAAAUGAUGAACUAUUUUGGACAUUAUUGUCGGCCUGUCGCUCGACUUCAUUUUUACUGUGUAACAUUUCCUUCUGCCUCAGUCCACACGUAUUACUAACAAUAAUUUUAUUGUAUUUUUCUUGUAAUUUUAUUUCAGUCAUUAUUGUAAUUAUUCAUAAUAUAAUUAUGUACGCUUUAUUCGAUAUAUGUUUGUGCCACGAUUUUAUUGUCGUACAAGAGUAUAAGUAUACAGCAUAAUUCCAUGUGUAACAAUAAAGUAUAUU
Molecule: messenger RNA, 8018 nt
Organism: Phymastichus coffea
Lineage: Eukaryota; Metazoa; Arthropoda; Insecta; Hymenoptera; Eulophidae
Gene: by
Product: tensin-1
Exons: 23
Coding region: 881-6106 (1741 amino acids)
Molecular function (GO): protein binding
Source: RefSeq, a predicted model, not a curated record